Anthonomus grandis grandis is the source of this 3665-nucleotide messenger RNA. RefSeq names its product YTH domain-containing family protein 3-like. The transcript is spliced from 11 exons. Gene Ontology annotation, molecular function: mRNA binding; N6-methyladenosine-containing RNA reader activity. Lineage: Eukaryota; Metazoa; Arthropoda; Insecta; Coleoptera; Curculionidae. Gene Ontology annotation, biological process: mRNA destabilization. Gene Ontology annotation, cellular component: cytoplasm. The record is from RefSeq and is a predicted model, not a curated record. The coding region runs from base 362 to 2407 and encodes 681 amino acids.
CUAUUAAACGUUCACAUUAUUAUUAUUAUUAUUUUGAAAUGUUUAUAAAAAUAUUCGUUUCAUUAAUGCGGCCAAUUUAAAAUCGGUAAAACUUUAUAACGAAAUUAUUAGAGCCGAAAAGGGGCGAGCAUGCGCAGCAGAUGAAAUAACCGAGAAAUUCUGUGGAACAAACUGGUCAAGUGGUCAACAAACUCCAUUGUGGAUUGUGGACUGUUAGGACUUUCUUUACUUCAGAAAAACUACUAAAAACAAUUAAAAAACUGUAUAAAGUGCAGUGAAAACCGUUAACCAUAGUGCAAUAAUAGUGGCAGUGCUUGUUCGUUAACCUUUUCAGUGCAGAAACAAUCAAAAAGUUUAGUCAAUGUCAGCAGGCGUGUCAGAUCAGCGGAUGAAAGGACAGGGAAAUCAAGUUUCCAAUGGGUCAAAAGAGCAAAUAGGGACAGCUGAAGGAGCAACUGGCUCAGAGGAAUUUGAGACAUGGAGGACCCAACAGCAAAACUCUGCUCAUACACCUUAUGGAGCUUCAGUUCCCAUUUCAACUGCCACCGAUAUUUACAAUAUGAGUACAGCAGGUUAUUACAACAGUGGAGGAACUUAUCCUUACCAAGCUUAUGGGGUAGGAGAUGGAACAUGGUCAAACGGCACAGACAUGACAUUUUUGAGUGGCUACCCCCACGAUUCAUACUCCAUGGACGGUAUAUCUUAUAAUUAUCAAAAUAACAGGAUGUUUGGUCCGUCAACCACAUUUUCCACAGCAACAUACCAAGGGCAACCCUCUUCCUUCAACUACUUCCACAGCAAUGGGGACUACAACACCUGGAGCAACCAGUUAAGUGGUCAGCGCAAGUACGACGACUACUACAGAGAUCAGCAAAAUAUGUAUACACAGGCCAUGCCCGAUAAUUCUCUUAAGGGCGUCGAACAUGCUAUGCAAAACCUAGACCUGAAAUCCUCUAGCGAUAGUAAAGACUUAAGUCAACAAAAGAAGGCAACGUGGGCGAGUAUCGCGAGCCAACCGGCAAAGCCUCAACUCCCGAUGCCGAGUCAAGGGCUUAAAAAGAAAGGACCGGGUAUGCCGCCCGGCCCUAUUGUCCCCGGCAAACAUAAUAUCGAUAUCGGUACGUGGGAAACGAACAAGAGCACCCCGCCCCAAAUACCGCUCGCGAUGGUACCGAGCGCCCCGCUACCGUUACCGCCCCAGCAACAGCCUAAACCGGUACCGCCUCCGGUGACGGGCAUUUUACCGCCUCCACAAGCUCCGGCCGGUCCGGUACGUGCGGCAUGGACGGGUCCGCCGCCCCAACAACCGCAACCUGCGCCGCAGCCACGUCAACCCGCUCAGGCGCCCCGUGGGCCCCAACUUCCGAUGCAGGGUCCUCCCGCCGCGGCUCCUGCCUUCCAACAGCCGCCCCCGAUGAUGCCGGCGCAUUUGCCUCCGCCUCAGGUGCCGCCUCCAAACACGCAUAUACAGCAAAGCAUAAUGCCUGCCCCAGUUACGAUGAUAAUGCCCAAUACCGCACCGGGUCAACAAGGAAACCAUCCCGUUUUAGAGGAGCUCCGUGAGAAAAACAAUUACAACCCCACCGAGUUCGACUUGUCAGCUCCUAACGCGAGGUUCUUCGUAAUCAAAUCGUACUCUGAGGACGAUAUUCAUCGUAGCAUCAAGUACGAAAUAUGGUGUAGUACCGAGCACGGCAACAAAAGACUCGACCACGCCUACAGAGACAGGGAGGGUAACGGUUGCGUUUACUUAUUCUUCUCCGUAAACGGUUCCGGGCAUUUUUGCGGCAUGGCCCAAAUGGUGUCCGCCGUCGAUUAUAAUUCCAACAGUUCCGUUUGGUCGCAGGAUAAGUGGAAGGGGCAAUUUAAAGUGCGGUGGAUAUAUGUUAAGGACGUUCCGAACGUACAGCUCAAGCAUAUUCGUUUAGAAAAUAACGAUAAUAAACCGGUGACGAAUUCUCGGGAUGCUCAAGAGGUGCCACAUGCCAGAGGAUUACAGGUCCUCCGUAUAAUGCACUCGUACCGACACUCGACCUCGAUUUUUGACGAUUUCAUCCACUACGAGAAGCGGCAAGAGGAGGAGGACACCCGGAAACAACCGAAGGAGGGCGGCGGUUACCACGAAGGGGGCGGCGGCGGAGGCCGAGACGGUCCCGUAGUAAAUGACGGACGCGGUGGACGGCCGGACCAUCACCGCGACCACAGGGGGGGCGGCAAUCGGAACCACGAUCGCGACUAUCGGGACGGCGAUAGGAAUGACGGGCAUCGUGGAGGAGGAGGCGGCGGUGGACAUAGAGAGGGACGGGAUAGGGAUGGCGGACACCACGGGGGUGGUGGUGGUGGAUACCAUAGGGAUCGGGAUAACAGAGGCCGAGGCGGGGGACGUAACGGUGGAAGGAACAACUAAUCAAACUUCACGCGACCAAUAAUUAAGUUUUCGUUGUUUUUUUUUUUUUUAAUCUGGAAUUAAUGGCCGCUGACUUACCUUAGUGUUACACCAUACACCAGCUUCUUAUAUGUUACUAUAAUUUUUUACUAAACCGAUGAUAUUCCUUUUCGGUUCGAGAAAGUUUGAUUUACCUGGCCCAGGUAGUUAAGAAAAAUAAUUCGUGGGAUAUAACCGAUUAAUGUUUUAAAACAAAAAAAAAAAAGGUAUAUGGAUUCUCUAGUAUUGUAGUUAAAAAUUAACAAACUUAGCGGCUCACUAGUCGGAUCAGGCGUAUAUGGAGGAUUCUAUUAAACAAAAAAAAAAAAAAGAAAGUUACAAGUGCAGUGUUUUGUGUUUCGCUGAAGUGAACAAGAUUGACUGAAAAAUUACCGUAAUGUAAAUUAAAUGAACAAUUUUUAAAUAAAUGGACCUUUUUUCCGUUAAUUUUUUCCGGACGUUUUUUAAGUGCGGUACGGGCGUGACAGAGACCUUUAAUCGCGGACGCCUUAGAACUGUGUUAUGUAUGAAACUCUUUAAAAUAAUCGGAUUCGUUGCUUUAAACGAACAUAAGUGGUAAACAUAAUAUGUUGAGUUAUUUUCAAUUUAUGGAUUUCUAACUUUGUAAGUAAAUAAUGCACUGUUUUUUAUAUUGUUGGUUGAUUAGAAAGUUUAAUGUUAAAUGACUGUAAAACCAAACACGCUAUGUUCGAUUAUGUAUAGGUGAAUUUGAACUAGGAGAACGAAGGUAGUCAAUUUGCAAUAUUUUCAACUUUGUACAGAACCCGAUUGUUUCCAAUUUUAAACGAAUGUAAAUUUUGUAAAUAUUUUUGUUGGGUUUUAAUUUCCAUGUGUAUAUACUCAUCCGAAAUUUUAAUGAACAAAAAAGCAGGGUAAUCAGGAAACUGCAUAUAUUUUUUUUAAAUCGUUUGCUCUCGGUCUUUCUUGUACUUACAUAAAAAAAGAAAAUACUACCUACACCAAUACAAAUUUCCUAUGCCCGCUAGCCCUAAGGAAUUUUAACUUUUUUAUUAAAAGAAUGUUUAGAAAAUCGUUAACACUGUAAAGUAACACUUAAUUUAGAACAUAGCUGGUUGGUAAGACGUUUAUUGUAUACCGUGCCUAAAUAAUUUUAGACUGAUACUCCCGCAUGGAGGCAUAUCAAAUUAAUUAUUGUCAAUGAUCCGAACAGUGGGCAUCUGUUGAUAACUAUUAUUAAAGAAAUAUAUAUGAACAUUUA